Molecule: messenger RNA, 3726 nt
Organism: Cololabis saira (Pacific saury)
Lineage: Eukaryota; Metazoa; Chordata; Actinopteri; Beloniformes; Belonidae
Gene: sh2b3
Product: SH2B adaptor protein 3
Exons: 8
Coding region: 335-2554 (739 amino acids)
Biological process (GO): intracellular signal transduction
Cellular component (GO): plasma membrane
Molecular function (GO): transmembrane receptor protein tyrosine kinase adaptor activity
Source: RefSeq, a predicted model, not a curated record
ACACUUUUUUUGACAGCGGAAAUGAGCGUAGCCUCUUUUUUCGCCUCUUUUUUUCGUGGCUGAGUUUUCUUUCCUUUUCCCCCCGCGGAGGAUCAGUCGCGUGCAGUCAAAAUGUGAGAGAAAAAGACGGGCUUUUCUUUUAAAGAUGCAGCUUUUUGUCUGAAGUUCCAGCUCCCUCUGCUCCACGCGAACCUCGCUCAAGUCUUAACUUUUGAUGCUUCAAAACACAUUUCCGUUAUGCAAAGUCCAACUUGGUGGUUGGUCGUCGUGCUGCGGUGGGUGCCCGUCCGAGAUAACGGAGAGCCAGUGAUUCUCAGCCAGCCUGGUUACUGCAAUGAAUGGUAACACUAUCCAUCCAGCCAACACCGCUUCAGCAGGAGGAGGUCAGAGUGUAGCAGUGCCCCCAAGAGGCUGGAGGGAGUUCUGUGAGCUGCAUGCCAUUGCCGCAGCCCGGCAGCUGGCCGGACAUUAUCGGAAUUUUGCUAGAGAGCAUCCACAACACGACGCGCUCCCACCGGAAGCUUUUUCUAAACAGUUCUCCGACCUCUUCCGACAGCACUUCUGCUGCGAAGUUGACAAAGACGGCGCUCCAGUCCACCCGAACACACAGUGCUCUUCCGCUUCCGUUAACACCUCUUCCACAUCGUCACUACCCUCGGCUCUCCAAUCACAUGCUGUCAUUAAUCAACUGCGGAUCGCGUCGUUGUCUGGGACGCAGGACUAUCGGGAGGCGGGCAGGCCAAAUGGAGGAGCGGGUCUGUUAUCUUUGGCACCAAAGGUGGAGUCGGUGGUGGUAAACCGGGAACAAGAGCAGCCAUUGAGAUGUGCUUCAGGGAACUCUUUUUCAGGAUCGCGAAGUUUUGGCAGUGCGUCACCACUGAUUCGUAGCCAUAGCAACGAAGAGAUCUCUGGCGCUGAUCGUCAUCAGCUAACGGAGCAGUACUCCUCUGACUCCUUGGCGUCAAGUCCUGGACAUGUUGACGUCACACAUUUCUCCGUCAACCAAAUACAGCAGACGGUAAAACGGCUGUUCAGGAGAUGGCCCCAAACCAGCCCUCGCACAUCCCAGGACCUGACUCUCAUCACCCCCAACCCUACCACCACCACCUCCACCACCACCACCACCACCAAUAAUCCCCCAAAUAAUGGUGACAGAGUGGCUGGAAUUUCCUCCACCAAUGAGGAUGGGUCAUCCUCAACCACUUCCUCACACUCCUCUUGUCAAAACUCUGAAGCCAUACCCAAUUUACAACGGCGAGGCGUGGUCUCUAACCUCCUUAAUAGUUUCCGUUGGCUACGCAGCAGGAGCUUUAGGCCAAGGAGGUCAGACGUGAGCGGCUGCUGUAAAGAGGACCAACUCAAGUACUUGCUGGUGGAUGACACUAUCUCAGACUUUCAGCCCCACUGGCAACGCUGCCGCCUGCUGGUCAGGAAGAUCAGAGACGCUCAAAGUGGAGGGGGAAGAGGAGGAAGCGAGAGGUACCAGUUGGAGCUCUACGAUCCUCCCAAGGCCUCCAGUCCCAAACUGACGACUCACUGCUCAGAUAUCCAAGAAGUCCGUCGCUGCAAUCGGCUGGAGAUGCCCGACAACUUAAACACAUUUGUUUUAAAGGUUAAUCGAGGUAGUCUGAUAUUUGAGACCGACAACGACCAGCAGGUCAGCUCCUGGACCACAGAGUUAAAGGAAUGUAUAAACAACAGGUCCAGCAGCAUGGAUCUGGAGCCCCCCCUCUCCCCGGCUGACAGCUCCGCUCCCGUCAUCCACAGAAGUUCAGAGUCAGGGAGUCAAAAUCCCGUCACCUUCACCCUGCCGGAGCAGGGGGUCCAGAAGACGGACCACUUCCUGUUCUCGUACCCCUGGUUCCACGGGCCCAUCUCCCGCGUCAAGGCUGCACAUCUGGUGCAGAGCUCGGGACCGGAGGGUCACGGGGUGUUUCUGGUCCGGCAGAGCGAGACACGGAGGGGAGACUACGUCCUCACGUUUAACUAUCAGGGAAAAGCAAAGCACCUGCGUCUCUCGCUAACAGAAUGGGGUCAGUGCAGGGUGCAGCACCUGCGCUUCCCCUCCGUCAUGGACAUGCUCAGCCAUUUCCGCCUCUUCCCCAUCCCGCUGGAGUGCGGCUCUGCCGGAGCCGUCACGCUGUCCAGCUUCGUGGUGGCCGGCUCCAGCCCGCCGUCGCAGGGUCAUCUUUCAGGUGCCGUCCUCGUCCCGUUCUCCCUCCACCGCUGGAGUUCUGAGCCCAGCCUGGCCCAGUGCAGCCUGGCUCGCAGCUGCAGUCCGCCCUUCUCCUCUCCCACCAGCACCAGCACGUCUUCAUCCAGCCCCAGCUCCGUCUCCCAUCCAGGAAAUCCCCAGCAGCUCCCGCGCUCGGCCCCCGCUCCCGAGCCCGCUCCCCCGGGGCCGCCACCUCUACGGCGGAGCGAGUCGGUGGGGAGGAGGCCCCUGCUCCGUAACCCCAACGCUCCCAUCUUCCCCCACCGGGACUCGGACUACGAGCUGGAGCCCGAACGGGGCCGCAAGCGGGCCAUAGACAACCAGUACACGUUGCUGUGACAACGCGUCCAUCCACGUCCUCCGCCCGAUGAGCGAACACGCGCUCACGCAGACAAACACUUUCGUCAGACUCUGAGUGCAGGGUGGUAACCUGGUGAUAACAGACCGAUGAACUUGUAGAAACAAGUUUUUGUCUGAUGAAAGCACCACUGUGUAUCUCACAGCCUCCGCACACGAGCCGCGCAUGCACAUCAGACCCUCACAACCUCCAUCAGAGUGUCCACAGUGAAUGUAUUUUUGGUAUUUUUGAACAGUGUUGACGAUAAAUUCUUCUUUGUUAUGAUUUUGAGAUUCUGUGAGAGUCACAUUGACCAGUUGUCCUUGAACCCAUGCCAAUUGGGUUUUUUUUUUUUUUUUCUAAAUAUGACAAAAUAUUUCUAUUUUGAUGAUUUUUACAGAGGUGCAUUUGAUAUUCCUUUGGCACUUGACCUGAACUGAUGAGAAAGCACUGUCUGAAGACAUUCAAAAUACUUUCGACGUGAACUUUUCGCACACGCGCAGCGUGAAGCAAAACUUGCACCUUUUUACACAAACAAGCAACACUCUUUUUGAGUGGGGUUAUGACAUAAUCCUUCUUUUUGUGCAUUAUUAUAUAUAUAUAUUUAAGUGCACAUUGCUUUCAGGGCACUUUGUGCACAUUGUGUAUUUUUUCUAUACACAGAAUCUUUUGUAGAAAAAGAAAUUAAAAAAUAAAAAGGAGAAGAGUUUUCUUCAGUCAGUUGGGACACUUUUUUAGGGUUCAUGCCUCCUCUGCCGCUCCAUCUAGACCUUAUUAUAAAGAACCGCAGACACCAUUCGGGACCAGCUUAUCGCCAGAGCCGUUGUCCCCUAAAGCUGAGUUUGUGGUGCGAGUCUGGAUGUGUCUGUUGAAGUGUUUGUAAGCUAUAAGAAAGCAUAGAGUUUCUCUUUUUCCAGCACCAAACUCAUAAAAAAUAAGAAAUGACAAAUAAACCAGUCUCACAGAAUCAAAAUAAAUUCCUCAAAAUCAAAUAAAAUGGAGUGAUGAUUUAAGGUCAUGUCCUCUGGUUGUUUCUGAGUCAGUCACGCCUCCGUCUUCCCGUCACAGUGGAAUAUUGCAUUAGUGAUGCUUUAACAAGGUUUUGAAAGGCUAUAUUUGAGUCUGAAUGAACUUUCUAACUUAGACCUAGUUAAAGCUAAACUAUUUUUUUUUU